AAAUUCAACUACGAUUUUGAAUUUCAUUUGAAUUUAGAUGAUGCGCCUCCGCCCCCACGUCGCGCCCACACCAUGGAUCGAACGUCUCUGCAACAGCUGCAGCAAUAUCGCACUCGCGAUAUUCCAGUUGCGCGCGAGGUCGCUAUGCCGACCAGCAAUUCAACGUAUGUGGAACGUAAUUAUCACACAAUUAGCUCCUCGAAUGCCUGCCGAGAGGCAAGCGGGCCGUUCGCAGCUUCCCAGCAACAAUCGCGAAUACUGCAACAGCAAUCGCGACCGCAACCGCAGAGCCAACAGCAACAGCAACUCGAAUCGCUUUACAGUACAGUGGAGAAGCGUGUAGUGCAACCGUCGCGGAGGCAAUAUUCACCAUCACCGUCUCCAACACAAUCGCAGCAAGAGCGUCGACUGGAGUACUCCAGAUAUGGAAAUGGAAAUGCAGCUGGUUAUGGCAUUGACAGCAGCCACGAGUAUGCAACAAAUAAUCGAAGCUCAUUGGGGGCUGCCGUUGUUGCACGCAGCCGCAAUGACUUGUCAUCGCCCAUUUAUGCCACGACGAGUAAGCAAGUCACCGCUGCGACGAGCACAUAUCACAGUCGUAACUCAAUCGAGCCAGCAUUGUCAGUUACGGAUCACCCGAUGGCGGCAUCGUUGUCGUUGCCAGUUGGGCCAGCGUCAACUGUGGCAGCGACUGCGAAUGCGGUAGAGGCUGGCAAGAUUUCACCUUCGCCAUUACACGUCGCACGCCCCGAGACGCCUGCGUUUCCCGUUACGCCACGCACGCCAUAUGGUGGAUAUAAUGGUCAAAACAGCCCCAUAGCUUAUUCGCACAGCCCGGUUCCACAGCGCCCGGACUUGCCAAAUGGAAAGUCAAUGCUUGACUUGCACAACUUCUCCUCGGAGACCAUUUACCGCACAAGUUGCCGGCCACGUCUCGAUUCCAAUAUGUCAAUGGUGAAUAGUGAACCCCAGGAGGUCGCUGCACAUCUGGUCAAAUUUGCCAAAGACUCGUCCAAAUACUGGUACAAACCGAAUUUGUCGCGUGAAGAAGCCGUUCAAUUGCUACUACACGCUGAACCGGGCACAUUUAUUGUCCGAAAUUCCACAACGUACAAGGAUAACUACGGUUUGGUAGUGCGCGUACACCAACCACCUCCAAACAGCGAGCUCACUGGCCAACCCGACGAUUUAGUCCGCCACUUUCUCAUUGAGCCCACAAACCAUGGAGUCAGAUUGAAGAGUUGUGCCAAUGAGCCGGUCUUUACAUCGCUUUCGGCGCUCAUCUAUGAACAUUCAAUCAACAAAUUGGCUUUGCCAUGUUUGCUACGUAUACCCGACCACGAUUUGGUGCCAUCGCUAAUUGAGCCGACAAGCGCACAGAAACAGUUACUGACGCAAGGUGCCGCCUGCAAUGUGCUGUGGCUAUUCUCAAGUGAAACGGAGUCUCUGACUGGCGAGGAGGCUAUCCGCAAAGCCAUACGUCAGCUGUACGCACAACAACCGUUGCCCAUCCCAACCGAGGUGCACUUCAAGGUCACUCAACAGGGAAUCACUCUCACCGACAAUACGCGAAAGAAAUUUUUCCGAAAACACUACCCCGGCGAUAGCAUAUCAUUUUGUGCCAUAGAUCCAGAUCAUCGGCUCUGGGAAAUCCAGUUGACGGAAGAAGACGGCAGUGCGAAGAAUACCACCGCCGUUGGAGCGCUAAAGAAGACCAUAUUUGCUUUUGUGGCGCGUAAUUCGCCAAAAUCGAAGGACAAUCAAUGCCAUGUAUUUUGUGAUUUGGAUACUCAUCAGCCAGCUUCGGCCAUCGUUUCGUUCGCCAAUAAAACACUACCGACGGAAAAGGAACGUAAUUUUGUGCUCUGAUGGUAGAAGGGUGCAGAACAGAGCGCACACUUGGAUAACUGACCACUUAUCCAAGCACCUUCACACCAAUCAACCUUCUAUCAAUUAACAGGAACAGAAAACUAUGUGAAAUGAAAGCUGAAAAUUGGCAUUACUUGCAUAUAUACCCGAUUGUACCUGUAGUAUUUCUGCUUAAGCACUUCAAUUGGACACCUCCUGCAGCCGGGCAAUUUUCGAAUAUAUAUGAGCGAAUCCCACGAGUUGUUACAUUUUUCGACAAAAACCUGUUUUCGGUCGAAAAUGGUAGGUCACCCAUCUGGGAAAAUGCAUUAUCUUCAGUUUUGUAUAAAGAACAAGAUUCCAUCGCGAAAUUGUGUUUAAAUGAAAACUUAAAAAAGAUAUACUAAAAAAAAAGUAAAAAUAACCAAUAAUAAAAAUAUGUAACAAUUUUAGAUUGAAUUUCGAGUGCACCAAUAAAAAUUAAAAAAAUGGAUUUUUAGUUUCUCAAAUCAUAGUAAUUUUUUUUUUUUUCAUUUGGUGGCACAAUAGUCUUAUUACACUAGAUUCCUUUGCUUUAAAAAGAAAAACAUUUUCAUCGUUUAAUCUUAACAUUUUGAAGUAACUUAAAUUAUUAAAAUAAAAAAAUAAAACACUGUAAGAUUUCAAAAACUGCAAAAUAGCUGCGACAGAUAUUCUGCAUGCCGCCAUUUUCUUAAAUUUCGUAGUGCCCUCUUGAAACUGCACAGAUAUGUGGUAUUUGAUUUUAUUGGAAAACUUACCGAAGUUUUUAAAAAAAAAAAAA
This is a messenger RNA of Rhagoletis zephyria (snowberry fruit fly), 2650 nucleotides long. Its product is annotated as tensin-1-like. Lineage: Eukaryota; Metazoa; Arthropoda; Insecta; Diptera; Tephritidae. The record is from RefSeq and is a predicted model, not a curated record. Gene Ontology annotation, molecular function: protein binding. Gene Ontology annotation, cellular component: focal adhesion.